UCUUAUUUUCUCAUCUCCUAAUUGAUCCUUGUUCAGUGUUUUCUGAAAGUGUAAAAUAGAUGCUGUUUACGUGUUAAUUAAAUAGAGAUAAGUCGUUUACAGGCAGGUUUAUGUUAAAUCUUACAAUCAAUAAUAAAUUCAUGCCAUGUCAAAGGCUAGACAGCAGCAGGCGGAGGAACUGCGUCAGCUUGGUAACGAGUGUGUAAAGAGAGGUGAUUAUAGCGAGGCUGUGUUACAUUACAGUCACGCCAUCAAGCAAGAUCCAAACAAUCAUUUUAUUUAUAGUAACAGAUCUCUCGCGUUCCUGAAGCUACAGCAAUACUACUUGGCCGAACAAGAUGCCGUUCAUGCUAUAAAACUACAGCCAAAAUGGCCGAAGGGUUAUUUUCGAAAAGGCGAGGUAGAGUUCCAGGUCGGACAUUACACCUCAGCUCUUCUAUCAUAUAGUCAAGCUUUGUUGUUUGAACCGAGUAAUAAGGAAGUACAACAAGCAGUAUCCAGGACCAAUGACCAACUUGUCAUUCUACAGAAAAAGAAAAGAAGGGAGCCAUGGAUAUUUUGUGGAGUUGGUGCAUUGAUAGGAUUAUUGAUAGUCAUAGCUGACCAGUUCCUUACAGUAAAACCUUCUAUACAGAAUGUGAUAAUACAAUGUCUGAUGGUGAUGACAUUUUCUAGUCUUGGAUAUGGUGCCUUAAGAAUUUACAGAUAUAUAACUGACUCACAGACAAGAUCAUUGCUUGACCCACCUAUUGAUCUUCUUGAUGAGAUGGGAGCAAGUUCAAACACAGAUUCACCAGACGACACUGACCAUGUGAAUAAUAAGCAGACGUCAAAUAAUAAACAAUCUGAUUCCAAACCUCACAGAAAGGGCGGAGUUAGUGCGGCCAGGCAGAGGUACAAAAAGGGGAAAAGCUGACACAAUGGUGAAAUCUAAGUCACUUUUUAAAAAAAAACUUUUAACAGAAUUUGUUAUGUAAAAUAGUCCAUACAGAUGCUAAAAGCACAGUUCGCGAUGUGUAAUAUUGAAAGAAAACAGUUUAUUUGCGUUUGGUAUCUUUGUAGUGGAGAUUUGUGCUUUAAAGAGAGUGAUCCAAAGGAAGUGGGAAAUAUUGAAGUGUUGUGUAAUUGUGAAAUGAUGGAUGCUGGGUAAUGAAACAACUAUAGAAAUUUGGAAAACCAGUCUAUGAGUAUCUUAGCAUUUGAUUGGUUGUCUAGAUUUCGUUGUUUCUUCAAAUUGACCAAUGACAUAAUUGCAUUACUUGACUGGUAUGCAGUUGUUUUUUUUUGUUUGUUUUUUUUUGAUGACAAUAUGCUUUGACUAAAUCCAAUUACAUUUAGUAAAUAUAUGAUUUUUUCUUUCUAAUUUUGAAUAAUUUAUAAUUUGGUGCCAUUUAAUCAUAUUCAAGUGUUUGCUUUUCAUCAUGUCACUCAGAUUUUGUGUGUGUUCUUUUUGUUUAUUUUAUUUAAAUGUGUUCAAAUUUGG
Molecule: messenger RNA, 1483 nt
Organism: Ruditapes philippinarum (Manila clam)
Lineage: Eukaryota; Metazoa; Mollusca; Bivalvia; Venerida; Veneridae
Product: stress-induced-phosphoprotein 1-like
Exons: 8
Coding region: 146-916 (256 amino acids)
Molecular function (GO): Hsp90 protein binding
Source: RefSeq, a predicted model, not a curated record